AUGCGUGCAGCCGGGGCUGGGAAGGGAAAUGUUAAGGCGGUGGGGGGCUGCUGUCCGGACUGUGGGCACUGUCGGGGCUGGGGACGACCGUGGGGCGCUGACUGCCAGGCUGUCGGGGCUGAGGGCGAGAGUGCCGCCGGGCAGUCGGGAGGGGCGGGGCUGGUGGCGGCGGGGGUCUGCCGGAGCUGUGAGGCCAGGGGUAUGGCUGAGCGAGGCGGGGCGGGACUCACCUUGGCGGCGUCUGACAGCUGCGCCAGCAGCAGCACGGAAAGCGCCAGGCACGACAGGCUGAGCAAGGAGCCAAGCCGAAGAAGGCCUCCCCACAGGGUCGCCAUCGCUGGGGGCCCAGCGGUCCCACAGCCCGGAGCCCCCGCGACCGGCUCCCGGCUCGGGCUCAGGCUCAGGCACAGGCUUGGGACCCGGCUGGGGAUCCUCCGCCCGCACUUCCGUCUGGACGCGAAGGCGUCACCGGGCGCGCCGGGUCAGAUGCAAAAAGCAUCCGCCCCGGAAACGGUUCCCAGUGCGAAGGGCCGGGAGGCUGGGCAGUCCUGGUGCCCGCCUUGGCCUAGCCCCGGCCCCGGGACGGAAGGGGGCCUCUGGGGUGGCAGCCUGGGCCCAGUAGGGCUUUGCAUCUCUUGGAUAUCUUUCCCGGGCGCAGAAGCUGCGGGGCUUAGGGAGUCGCCAUUGCGCUGGAAAGUCCUCCCGCCCACGGAGACCCCAGCAAACUCCGAGUGUCGCACAGUCGCCUCUGGCGACCCGUGCGGGCCGGAGCCGUUCGCGCACAGGAACCAGGGUGGCAGGGCUAGAUGUCCUCUCACCAGACUGCCCAGCGAAGGUGCUGUCACUUUGAUGAAUUAUCAAGGCUUUGUAGUGGGUGUUCUACUGGACAAAGGACAAACUGGAGACUCCCUGGAUCGAAUGUGUGAAAAUGUUAUAGUGCUGUCAGGAAGUGCUGUUCUGGAAUACAGAAUGUGGCUGCCGUGAGUGGAGUGUGACUAUGAGAUAGUCGCCUGACUGGAGACAGUGAAGCCUCAGGCCAAGGUAAGGAGAGGGCUGACAAGGAAGAACUGGCACAACUAGAGCCGAAUGUUUGGGGGAGGUAUAUGUCUGCCAAAAAAUGAAUAUAAUUUCAGGUGACUCAGUAGAAGUGGAGGGAUCAGUUUCUCUUGUUCCGCCCUGCUCUUAUCUAGAUAACUCUUACUUUUCCUUUAGGUCAGGGCUCUUCUAAGCCAGAAACCCUUCACUGACUGAAGUGCACUCCUUUCUAUGUUUGCAUAGCUCUCUUUCUUAACUUUACCCCAUUAUAGUAAAAUUAUGUUUUCACACCUGCCUUUAUACCCAAACCUCCACCAAAAUAUUGUGAGCUCUCUGAGGGUAAGGACUUUGUCUUAUUAUUGUUAUACCUGGAGACAGAUUAAAACAAUAUGAUAUUUGUGGGGACCAGGGAAAAGGGGAAUGGGAGAGGUUCCUCCGGUUAGUCUAAAAGAAAAGUAUCAGGCACCUACUUGAAUCCUUAUUUGAUUUCUUUCUGACCAUGAGAGGGGAUGCUGAGAUGCCCAAAGAUGUGCAAAUGGCGGGAUCCGGCGCCCCAUAGUAGGCAGGGGAGUGAAGAUUUCUCACGUCGGGUCUUCCUAGACCUUUAGGUCACACGGGAAUUGUUCUGUUUAUAGACGGCGCUGGCCUUAGUACUCACUCUCCCUCUAUUUUCCUUGCUUCCUUAUAACUAGGUUUCCCUACUCACUUCCUCAAAAAGAGUGAUGUAGGUCCAUGUGUACCCUCCCAACUGGCCUGGGUCCUCUCACUUCUUUGUAAGGCCUGAAAAAUUCCCUGGUGGGGGAUGGUUAGAAAAGGAAGAGGAAGCUUCUUUGUAAGUGUGCAAGUCAGAAGGGGAGGGAGAAAAGUGACAAUUUAUAUAUCUGGGACAAAUAUAUCUUGGACCCAGGUUUUGCCACCUGUCUGCAUCCCCCCAUGCCCUUUCCCCUCCAGUGAUCAAAUAGCUCUCUGGAUGCCCCUUAAUUCUUCCACCCCAUCCAUUCUGAUCUACCCAGCACUUGCCUAGGCAAUACCAGUCCAGGAGAACAAAUGGAGUUAUGCACAACAUUGGUGAUUUCCUUGUAUUGUGGCUCCAGUGGUUAUGGCUGGGGACACACACAUCCUUCCAGUUAUUUCUGAGCAUACUCUGGAAACGUCUUAUGAGCCCUCUUCUUUACUGUGUGCACCCGCUAGGAUGCUCCCUCCUACUCAGCCCUGUUUAGUGGGAUUUUUUCAGCCCACUGUAAAGCCUACUGCUGCCUGUAAAGCCACCUAAGUGCAUCACUUGCUGGUGUUCACCAUGAUAACAACAAUGUAUGGGGACAGAAUAUGUUUCUAGAGCUGCUGGUGCCACUACUGACAAGUUACUGGGUUCCCUGAAAUAAAACACCACAGUGCAGGUGAGUACCAAAGUGGGGAGAAUUUUUAGUUCCUUUUAGAGGUGCUAAAUCAAUAUUGUUGAUUUCCCAGUACCUUAGAAUAUUUAAUGAAAACAGGUCAGGUGCAGUGGCUCACACCUGUAAUCCCAGCACUUUGGGAAGCCAAGGCAGGUGGAUCACUUGAGGUCAGGAGUUCAAGAACAGCCUGGCCAACAUGAUGAAACCCCAUCUCUACUAAAAAUACAAAAAUUAGCAGGGCAUGGUGGCAGGCACCUGUAAUCCCAGCUACUCCGGAGGCUGAGGCACGAGAAUCGCUUGAACUCAGGAGGCGGAGGUUGUAGUGAAUCGAGAUCAGCCACUGCACUCCAGCCUGGGCGCAUGGUGGCUCAUGCCUGUAAUCCCAGCACUUUGGGAAGCUGAGGCAGUCAGAUCACUUGACGUCAGGAGUUCAAGAACAGCCUGACCAACAUGGUGAAACCCCAUCUCUACUAAAAAUACAAAAAGUUAGCCAGGCGUGGUGGCAGGCGCCUGUAAUCCCAGCUACUCAGGAGGCUGAGGCAUAAGAAUCCUUGAACCCAGGAGGUGGAGGUUGCAGUGAGCUGAGAUUGCACCAUUGCACUCCAGCCUGGGCAACAAUAGUGAAACUCCGUCUCAAAACAAACAAACAAAAAAACUUAAUGAAAACAGUCCCUCCUAAGAUUUUCAAAUAAAUGAAAUACCACAUUAAUCAUAUUGUUUUAUUUUUAUCAUUACAUUAAAAAUCAAAUAGUAUCACUAGGUUUAUAAUGAAAAACAGCAGACCCUGUCCCAGCCCUCUACACUCUCAGUUUCUACUACCUAGAUAUAAUCUCUGUUCACCCAGCUACCUCUUCUGGUAUUUAUCUCCGUAUUUCUAAAUAGCAUGCUUAUACUACUAGUUCUUAAUUUUUCAGUUUGGGCCAUUAUUUUACUUUUUCUAUAGGAAAUAAGAUAUGUGUUUAUACUCUGAAGACUGCUAAUACACACAUGUAUUUCUCCAUCUUCCCUCCUUCAGUUUAUCUAUAUCACCCUAUAUAGGUAGAGUACUAUUCAUUAUACUAUUAUAAAGGUAUGUAAUUGAUCCAAUUAGCAUAAUAUAUUUCCUUUAUUUUGAUUGAAGUUAACUAUUGCCUUUUUCUCCAUGCAACUUUCUUAAGUACCUAGCAUUCAAGUGUCUAUAAUCAAUUUAUUCCAAACUCUCCUUUCAAAACAUUGAAACACAUCAAGUAGUCUAUCAGUUUAUUUUUUAAAUUGGAGACAACUCUCUAGGAGCCCAUCAGCCUCCUUCACUCUGGACUAGUUUUUCUCUAAGCCUACUGCACAGCUUUUGUCCUGAAAUAAUUUCAUCCUUUUUACACUGUUUUCCACUUCUUUUUGUUCUUCUGAAAGAUUUCCACCUUCCAGCUUUUCUUUUGAAUUUUAAAAUAUCUGUUAUCAUGUUUUAAAUUUACCAGAGUACUUUCUUGUCAACCUCUCUUUUAAUUAACAACAUUUUUUAUUUUUGUAAUUUAAAGUUUUAUUGUAAAUUGACAAGUACAAAUUGGAUAUAUUUAUGGGGUACAAAGUGAUGUUAUAUGUAUACAAUGUGGAAAGAUUAAAUCAAGCUAAUUAACAUAUCCAUCACUUCAAAUACUUCUUUGUGGUGAGAAUACUUGACAUUUACCUUCAGCAAUUUUGAAAUAUACAAUACACUAUUAUUAACCAUGCUAUACUCUUUAUCUCAAAAAAUGUAUUCCCUUUAUCUAACUGAAACUUUGUACUCUAACCAACAUCUCCUUGUUUCCCCUACCACCCCUUCCCCCUACUCUCUGAUAACCAUCAUUCUACUCUGAUUCUAUGAGUUUGUUUUAGAUUCUACAUUAGGAAUCAUGUGACUUUGUCUGUCUGGGCCUGGCUUAUUCCAUUCAGCAUAACGUCCUCCAGGGAAGCACUUUCUUGUCCACCCCCUUCCCCUUUUUAAAUAGCAGUCUGUUCCAUUUGGUGGAUGCAGUAUCUUAUUACUCUAAGAAUAUUUCUAAUGUUUUCUUUUGUUUCUUGAAUUGUCUGUAUUGAAUUUUUAAGGUUUGUUUCUGUUUUGUGUUGGAAGCUUUUCUUAAACGUCUAGAGAUCCUUGGCCAUCCAUUCAUAUGUAAGAGUGGGGCACUAGAAAGCCGAUAGGAAGUUCUGUGUACACUGGCCAGUGAGGUGGCUCACACCUGUAACCCCAGCACUUUGGAAGGCUGAGGCAGGCAGAUCACUUGAGGCCAGGAGUUCAAGACCAGCCUUGCCAACAUGGUGAAACCCCAUCUCUACUAAAAAUACAAAAAUUAGCCGGGCUGGUGGCGCGCGCCUGUAAUCCUGGCUACUUGGGAGGCUGAGGCUUGAGAAUCUCUUGAACCCGGGAGGCAGAGGUUGCAGUGAGCUCUCCAGCCUGGGCAACAGACCAAAACUCUGUCUCAAAAAAAAAAAAGUUCUGUGUACAUACUCAGGACUUGUAAUUGGUAGGACAUACUGCAGUAUUUUUCAAACUUCUGGUCGCAAACCCAUUAGUAGUUUGUGAAAUCAAUAUAAUCAGUUUUAUUUCCCCCAAAUGACAGAACAGAAUAGAAAACACCACCUCAGAAUACAUCAUACAUAGAAAGGGAAUUAUUUUAUGAAACUUUGGUUUCUUACACAUAUCAUAUAUACAUAUUAUGUACUGGUUUGAUCCCAUAAAAUGGGAGGUUUUUUUUUUUUUUAUUGUGGGUGUUUUUUCAAAGAAAUUUGAAAAAGUACAACUUAGGAUAAUCAAGGAGAUCUCCAACUGUCAGGACAGGUAGGUCUUUUAUCUUAGAGAGGUUAAGUUCCGGCCCAGUGCGGUGGCUCAUGCCUGUAAUCCCAGCACUUUGGGAGGCUGAGGUGGGCAGAUCAUGAGGUCAGGAGAUUGAGACCAUCCUGGCUAACACGGUGAAACCUCAUCUCUUCUAAGAAUACAAAAAAUAAGUCAGGCAUGGUGGCACGCGCCUGUAAUCCCAGCUACUCGGGAGGCUGAGGCAGGAGAAUCAUUUGAACUCGGGAGGCGGAGAUUGCCACUGCACUCCAGCCUGGGCGACAGAGCAAGACUCUGUCUCAAAAAAAAAAAAAAAAAAAAAACGGAGAUAAGUUCUCCUGGAGUAAAAUUCUCUAAACUUUUGCCUGCCUGCUAGUCUGAUAGACAGUACUCAUUCAUUCAGGUAUUGGUUGAGGACUUACUAUGUGCCAAACACUGUUCCAGGUUCUGGGUAUACAUCAGACAAAACUGUCUCCUGGGACUAGAUUCUAGUGAGGGAGAUAAACAGUGGGUUAUAUAGUAUUUAGGUCUUGCGCUAGGUAGCACAGCAACGGAAGGGAAAGAUGAACAUAUGCAUAUAGAUGCUGGUAAGAGGGUGGAUGUGGUGGAUGAAUGAAGUGGAAAACAAGGUCAUCAUCUGAGAGUGAAAAUGGGGAGGAAGUGUUGGAAGAAAAGAGAAGGUGUGAAAUAAUUUAGGACACAGCACAGCAAACUAUAGCCUUUGGUGAAAUCCUAUUUUGGUGCAGCCCACAAGCUAAGGAUACUUUUUUACUUUUAAACGGUUGGGGGAAAAAUUUAAGAUGAUAUUACAUCAUGGCAUGUAAAAAAAAAUGCAAUUCAAAUUUCAUUUAUUUACAUAUUGCCUCUGGCUACUUUCAUGCUACAGUGACAAAGCUGAAUAAUUGCAAAAGAGACUAUGACCUGCUAUGCCAAAAAUAUUUAUCUGGCCCUUUACAGAAAAAGUUGGCUGACUCCUUAUCUAGGAGGAUGGGAAGGUAUAUAGAGUAGGGAAAUAUGAUUAUCAGGCAGCAUUAAGGCCUGAAGGUUAUGGACAUGAAUUUAAAGUAAGACUAAACAGCAUAGUUGCUGCACAGAAGUAGAUACAAAGGCAAAGAGCUGGCUUUAAAGUUGUGAUUUUGCAAACUGAGAGUGACAAAAAGGGGUAGACUAAGUUAAAAGUACAUGCAAGUUGCAUGAUUAUAAUGAUUGAUCCUGGGAUUUAAGUUGAUUAUGACAGGAACAGAAGGAACUUGGAGAUUAGGGACAAUGAAAGGGUGGUAGUGAAAGGAGUGUUGGAGUUAAGUUACUAGAUGUCUGGAAGACAGACUGUGGUGGUCACAUAAUGAGAUAGAUUAUGGAGGGGUUACAGUUUUUGGUAAUAACGAGAUAGAUCUAAGGUAUGACUGAGAGUGAAUGGAUGAGAAUAGCAGAGAACAAGGUCAGUGGAAAACUACUCUUCAAAGAACCUAUAGUCAGGGUGUUGAAAGAUUAAAAAUUGCCAAGAAUUAAAUCAGGAGUAGUGCUGCGGGAAAUGAAA
Messenger RNA from Gorilla gorilla gorilla (western lowland gorilla), 6754 nucleotides. RefSeq lists its product as uncharacterized. Bases 1 to 984 code for a protein of 327 amino acids. The transcript is spliced from 4 exons. The record is from RefSeq and is a predicted model, not a curated record. NCBI's taxonomy places the organism in Eukaryota, Metazoa, Chordata, Mammalia, Primates, Hominidae.